AUGUCAGCAAAGCCAACCGCAUUGACACAUACGCUAAUUUCUAAGCUAAAGUCGCCGCCAACCGCCAUGACUAUACAAAACAGCGAAAUAACCAUUGCACAGAAGUCCGGCGAAAUAGUUACAGUCUCUUCAGAAGCAAAAGAAAGAAAAGUUCUAGUAAAGGAUAAAAACACAACAACAGCCAUUUGUGCUGUAGAUGGCAUUCUACUGGUGGGUGCUCGUACGGGAGAAAUUAAAUCUCUCUGUGAUAAAAAGUAUAAAAGAAUCUCAAAAAGGCAUAGGGGACAGAUUAUAUCAAUACACGCGAUAAAAACAGAGAAUAAUGAGACAGAAAUUAUUACUACCUCGGCAGACCAUAGAGUGUUUUUGUGGAAGCUAGAUAUUAAUGAGUCAAAGGGGUCUAAAACUGUUCAUCUUCUUUUUAUGAAAGCGCUGUAUGGACCAAACACCCCAAUUAAGUCCACAUCUAUGUCUCCAGACAAAAAGCUUCUUCUGUGCACAGCAGAGCUAACAGAGACUGUGCGAAUAUUUAAACUGGAAAAAGACACACAGCUUUUGUUUAAUCUUAAAGACGGCCAUGCGCUAUAUGGUGCGUUUGUAACAAACGAGCAAUUUAUAGUUAUGUCAAAUCGAAGCACUCUCCAUCUAUAUAAUAUAAAUAAGACAGAUCCUGUUAAGAGUCUGCACAUACCAACAGAGGAUGAAGCAUCUGCUGAAGUCUCUUCAUUAAAGCUUAUUUCUCCAGGGACCGCGGCAAUCGGCUUCUCGAAUGGACAGAUAAUUAUUGUCUCAAUUGCAGAAACCGCAGAAAUUUUAAGCUAUUGCCAAAUAGAUGGCAUUCCAAAUGACUUUAUGCAAAAAGAAUCGACUUUGUACGUGGCUGCAGGAAAAGAGGAGAGUCAUUCUCGUUUCUUUGUUAACAAAUCCUUUUUAAACGGUUUUGUUGCUAUUCCAAUGUAA
Messenger RNA from Nematocida parisii ERTm1, 960 nucleotides. RefSeq lists its product as uncharacterized. NCBI's taxonomy places the organism in Eukaryota, Fungi, Microsporidia. The record is from RefSeq and is a predicted model, not a curated record. Gene Ontology annotation, cellular component: small-subunit processome. Gene Ontology annotation, molecular function: snoRNA binding; protein binding. The transcript has a single exon. The coding region runs from base 1 to 960 and encodes 319 amino acids.